UUCCUAGUAGGUGGUCGAUUUUGCUUCUAAUAAUUUUAUAUAUCAUGUGUAAUACAAUUUUCUAGUUCAAUAUUUUAGUUUAUACUAGUAAAAUGCUGAAAUUGGAUGUGCAAAUGGCGUAUGCUUCUUGUGUGAAAGUGUAGGUAUUUUUUGUUAGCUUUCCAUGAAAUCUUAAAAAUGUCCGCUAGCGAUUACAUCUUGCAGUUUUUGGCAAAAAAUGUGGCAAUGCAUAACUGGUCUGCAUCAAGUAAUGCUAACAAAGCAUUAUUAAUAUAAAUUUUAAAUAGUUUCAACAUAUUUAAUCAUUCACUAUGAUGACCUCGGAGGAAUCAGAUUCAUUAAGUACUAUUCCAUCUGAUGGCCAUCCCGAAGACACAUCAGCUUCAGGUACAGAAGAGGCACCUUCCUCUAUGGUGUCAAGUGAAGCAGAAUCAGAGAGCAGUGUACUAUCAGAGCCACAGCGCCAUGAGCAGGCUGAUAUUCAGCACAGAAUAGACAUGGUCUCAGCAAAUCUGCAAGACGUAACAUCACCUGUUGAUCUACGCAGCACUGUAACUUCAUCUGUUACUGGCAGAGCCUCAAUGUUGCCAUGGGGCCCAUCGAAGGGGCCGUCGACGUCGGCGGACUCCGAUAUGAGACCGGGAGAGUUUGUGAUGAGAUUACUAUUCACAGAAUUCACAGUACAAGCCGAAAGGAAAAUGGAAGCUGUCAUGGCGGAGCCACUGGAAAAGCCUCUAAACAAAACAUUACAACGGGGCGAAGAUCCCCAACUCGAUCAGAUUCUGUCGGCGUUCGGUACGGUAGCCGAGCAUUGUCUGCCCUCGUUGCUGCGAGCGCUCUUCGGCUGGCUCGAAAGGCAAAUGGCCGACUCUCCCCAGCUCACUGAACAAACGAAGAAACCUCAAGAUCUCAGAAACAAGAGCAUCAUCUACAUAGUGUCGGGAAGCGGCGCUGGCACCGAACAAGUGGAGAGGAGUUGCGAGGAGCUUCACGCCGAGAGGAGAGAUCUCGCCGUGGAAUUCCUCUUCUGCCUAGCUCUUAUCGAGGUGCUGAAGCAGCUGCCGUUUCAUCCGGGCCACGAGGACCUCGUCAACUAUAUAGAGAAUGUUGCCUUCAAACGGUUCAACUACAAGGAAGGGCUUCAGUCCAACCCAAACGCGGCCAAUGUCCACAUAAUAGCAGAUCUUUACGCAGAAGUAAUAGGUGUGUUGGCCCAAUCUCGUUUCGCUUCAGUGCGCAAGCGAUUUACGGCGGAUCUCAAGGAACUGAAAAGCCGUGAACAAUCGUCGCAGACGACGCAGAGCAUAAUAUCCUUGCUGAUGGGUAUGAAGUUCUUCCGAGUGAAGAUGGUUCCGAUAGAAGAGUUCGAGGCCUCCUUCCAGUUCCUCACUGAAUGUGCCCAGUACUUCCUCGAAGUCAAGGAUAAAGAUAUAAGGCAUGCCCUAGCCGGCCUAUUCGUUGAAAUUCUUGUACCGGUCGCAGCGACCGUUAAGAACGAAGUCAACGUCCCCUGUCUCAAGAAUUUCGUGGAGAUGCUCUACAGUCACACCUUGGACGCGAGCACCAAGUCGAAACAUCGGCUGGCGUUAUUUCCCCUGGUCACUUGCCUGCUCUGCGUUUCCCAGAAGCAAUUCUUCCUCGCGAACUGGCAUUGCUUCCUUGCCAUGUGUCUCUCGCACCUCAAGAAUAGAGACCCAAAGAUGUGCCGAGUCGCGUUAGAGUCGCUGUAUCGUCUCCUCUGGGUAUACAUGAUCCGUAUAAAGUGCGAAAGCAAUUCCGCGACCCAAUCCCGGCUUCAAAGUAUCGUAAACUCGCUGUUCCCGAAAGGUUCCAAAGGCGUGGUUCCGCGCGACACCCCACUCAACAUAUUCGUGAAAAUUAUCCAGUUCAUCGCUCAAGAGAGGCUGGACUUUGCGAUGCGGGAGAUAGUCUUCGACCUGCUCAUGGUCGGACGUCCGAUUAAAAUAAUCCUCACUCCUGAGAGAAUGUCUAUCGGCCUGCGGGCGUUUCUCGUGGUGGCGGAUAGCUUGCAGCAAAAGGAGGGCGAACCGCCGAUGCCCAGGACUUCGGGGACCCUUCCCUCGGGAAACACCUUGAGAGUGAAGAAGACCUUCUUGAACAAAAUGUUGACGGACGAAACGGCUCAGUCGAUCGGGAUGAGCGCGUAUUUUCCGUACGUGAGGCGCGUGCUCGUCGAGAUAUUGCGGGCGUUGGACGCCCACUACGGCAGACCCCUCAUGCUGACGAACACACAGAACGUGACAAAGGAGCAAGAGAUCAAUACGGGAGAGAGGAAGCCGAGAAUCGAUCUGUUCAGGACCUGUGUGGCAGCCAUUCCUCGGCUGAUACCCGAGGGCAUGAGCCCCAAUGAGCUGGUGGACCUCCUCUGCAGAUUGACGGUUCACAUGGACGAAGAGCUCAGGGGACUCUCGUUCCAGAGUCUUCAGACUCUCAUCGUGGACUUCCCCGAAUGGCGGCAAGACGUACUGGCCGGUUUCACUCAGUUUCUUGCUAAAGAAGUACAGGACACCACACCCCAGCUGGUCGAGAACGGUCUAAGGAUGCUUUUGCAAUUGAUAACGAGCUGGAAGAACGGCGAACCGCCGACUACCGUUCCCGCGAAGACCGAGUCGCUCGCCUCUGUCAUUCGAGCCGUCGAAGCUCUAGGACUGGUGAUGCUCUGUCAGUGCAAAGCUUAUCCGAGGAGGCUGGCCGUGCACAUUCUGAGGGAAUGCAAGAGCCUCUUGGAGCGACUUCAGUUGACUCGCGAUGAGCCGGCCCUCAUCGACGCCGCAGACGCCCACGUCCCGCACUUCACGGACAAGUGUUUGGGGGCUCUGCCACCGGCCGAGAAGCAGGCCGCGUUGGCCGCCGCCCAACCGGACCUCGUGUGGCUCGUGGAGAGGACGCACCCCGUGUGGACAUGUGGUCUUCAGCAUGAUGAGACAUCAUCAAAGAACAGUUGGAGCGGCAGUUCUACCAAUGGAGCUGAUCCUUGGGAGGUAGUGCUGUACGGACUGCUGGAAAAGAACCGAGUUCCAGCCAAAUGCCCUACGACCGUCCUUCAAGCUUGGCCCAUUCUUCAUGCCAGGAUUCAUGCGCUCUAUACGAUUAUCGAGCCGGCACCUGUCAACGACAACCGGGCGUCGCUCUUGUCUCGUUCGCCGGCUUUGCCGCGGAAGCCUGAGAAAGAAAGAGACGGCUAUAUGCAAGUAUGGAAGUAUUACCUCACUAUGGCGUACCUCGUGGUACCGGCAGUCCCGAGUCCGGUCGUCCGCUGCGCAAGUCCAGAUCUAAGCCUCAGCACGGAGGGUGAACCAUGGCUCGGCCCUCACCUGACCUCAUCGAACGAGAGCCUCAACGCGCCAGUCGGUUUCUUCACGCUGCCGUUGAGCUAUGCGCGCGCGCACAGGCACCACAAGCGAACGAGUUCGUCUCCGGAUUCCCUGAGCGAGCGGAGUGGUGCUGAGACACGUGCAGCGGCGGUUCCGAGCUCACUUCACAAAUUGGCCGUGCCGCUCGCACGCUGCGAGGUGGCUGAAGUCAGAGACGCGGCUGUCGAUGCUUGUGGACACAUCAAUCCUGAUGCACUGAAGGAUCUCUUUGAGGAACUCGUACCGUUGCUACGCGAGGCAGUCGACCGUAAGCAAGAAAAUAUGCGUCGGCGCAGAAGACGCGACGCUUUGAGACUUCAUCUCAACAAGAUGCUACUCAUCAUUGCCCAGAGGAAAACAUUUGCGAUCAGCCCUUUCGCGCUAGAAGGCGGAGGUCUACACCCCGCCCUAACCGAAUAUUUAGAAGGAGUGCGUCAGAGCCUCGAAGUGGAGGCCGAAAAAGAUGCACCAGCUGCGAGAGAACAGAGGCUGACCUUCGCUGAAUUCGUCACUGAACUUAUCAAGAGCUUUCCACUGGAGAUGUAUAGUACGUUGGUGAAACGCGAGUUAUGCAAGUCACUCUUUUCGCUGUUUGCUGGUUGGUGUGGACCACUCGUGAAGCAUCUUGGGACGUUGGUGCCGCAACCGGCCACGCCUGAAGUCGAUGAGAGAUUAAAUCGAGCUGCACUUAAAGCAAUGAGUGCACUAGUGUGUUGCGGCCCUUGCUUCGCUCCGACUGCACUGGCUGAAGAUGGGACUUUAUAUCCGUGGCUCAGUGAAAUGCUUUCGUCAACUAAUGAUAAGAUAUAUGAACUGGCGCGUGAAACAAUAGUCCUUCUAUUGGAAUGUAACCCUGACAUUGGGCCCUUAUUGGACUGGACUGUAGACAAAUGCUUCACCGGAGCUCCUAGAGUGGCUGACGGAUGCUUCAUGGCACUCGCUACCAUCUUCAGUGCAAGGGAGUACCCCUGCGAUCAUUACACAGCUAUCAUUAAUGUGACACUUAUGUGUACCGGCUGUCCACGAGCCCCGGUCCACGAGAGUGCCUUGCAACUUCUACAACUACUAGACAAGCGGUUCUUCGGCACUGUUGGACCACUGCCCGUCGAAGAUGAUAGUGCAUCAGAAAAGGGCCGCGGCACAUUAGACGUAUUACUGUGCACUACCUACUGUCGCUCACAAUUAUACCUGUCUCGCCAGCUCUCUCAACUCCACCCUGAACUCACCAUGCCUAUGUUUUCUGAAAUAACAGCGCGGUUCCAGACGGCUCGCACGGAGGUUCGGCAGUUGUUGCUACAGUAUUUACUGCCAUGGCUCGUUAAUAUUGAACUUUUGGACCCGAACGUACCGCCUCCGAAUCCUCUCUCAUAUAUUCAGUACUAUGGCGCAGAGGGUGGACGCAGUGGAAGGAGGGAAGGUCUAGGGUCCGUGGAAGCGACUGAAAUGGUUCUAAACAACCUAUUCUACAUUACUGUUAAGUUCUCGGAUCAACACCCGAAGGAGAUAGAGGAACUGUGGUCAACUCUAUGUGCUUGUUGGCCGAACAACCUGAAAGUCAUAAUUCGAUACCUCAUUAUCGUGUCUGGCAUGGCGCCCAACGAACUUCUGCCCUAUGCGAAACGUGUGGUGUUGUACCUGGCGCGGUCACGUCCCGAGCGCCUCUUGGAUGAAAUGAUGACUGAACUGCAGACAGUCGAGACCCUCAACUGUCUGAUAGAGAGAACAGAGACUCCCCCCUUCUACCGUCUCACCUCUAUGAGAAAGGCCACUUCGGGACACAGCGAUGGACCAGGUGCCGGAUCACAGGAUGCCACCGGGCGUACUUGCGACUUGGCACCAGUCGAAAAAGGCACGAUACACACCAAACGACACAGCGGAGAGGACCCUGCCAAGGCUGCAAGCGUCAAGUCGGAGACACCUGGUCGUAGUCAGGACAAACGUGCUUCUGCACCGCCUUGUAUCACUCCACCGGCUGAUGAAGAUCCGUGUCCACCUUCUGAAGGAGAUGCCACUCCGACGGGCAUUUGCCCCGAGGGUAUAUGCGCCAGUUUGCCAUCGACCCCACAGGAUGCGCGCAUGGACGUAUCGCAACCGCGUCCGUUACCGAUGCCUGAAUAUGGAGGCUUCUUCGCUCUACUCACCGAGUAUCUUCCAGAUACUAAUCAACCGGUGUCAGGCUUUCAUAGGUGCAACGUAGCCGUUAUGUUGCUCUGUGAUGUGGUACUGGACGGCGUCGAACUGGAUUGGUCAAUUCACGUACCUCUUAUGCUGCAUAUCGUCUUCUUGGGCAUGGAUCAUACCAGAUGGCUGGUGCACCAACAUUGCCGUCAGUUGCUGUUGAAUCUUUUGGUAGCUGUUGCUGCCCACCACGACCACUUAACGGUUGCUCGGGUGUUGCUAGCAGCAAGAUCGGCACACCUUGGACUUCCUCUACCGCCGCCGGCAUUGCCACUUACCACACACAACUUUACUGAGCCUGACGCGAUGUUCGAUGGACACGCCCAAUGCACACAUUCACCGCGAGCGCACGCACGCUGCCCCCCGUCAGACCCACAGGUCACACCCGAAGCUGAAGGCGAAAACUACCCGUCCCUCCCUGUGAUAGUGACGAACGAAACCGAGGCUCCUCCUCCAGGUGGAGGUGGUGAGGGUGAGGGGGAGGGGCAGGAGAUUACAGAAUUGCCUGUCGCUGACGUCAUCAAGAGCUUAGUGCAUUUCCUAGCGAGCAGACCAACACAUAUGCCACUGUGGCAGUAUGAAGAUAUCACAGCGAAAGUUUGGUCUCUCCGCAGCUGCCAACAGAUGGCGACUUUACUGAAUCAUGUGUUACGAAUAUUCCGGGAAUCGCUACCACACGCCCUGAUCUCCGAGCGUUGGGCGCAAACAGCUUUGCAGCUGGGUCUCUCGUGUCCCUCCCGACAUUACGCUGGGAGGUCGCUACAGGUGUUCCGAUUCAUUGGUGUAGCAAUGACGGGUCGUAUGGUCUCAGACAUUUUAUCCCGAUUAGUGGAGACAGUGGCUGAACAGGGAGAAGACAUGCAGGGCUAUGUAACAGAACUUCUGCUCACCCUCGAGGCGGCUGUUGACUCCCUGGAAUCGAACUUCCGGCCCCUGGAUUACAUGCGAGACAUUUUUAAGAGCACCCCAAAUUUAAACAACAAGGAGGUGCCGCAACCAAACGGAAAUAUGUAUAAUGCUGGCAAACGAUCUCCGGGCGUCUGCGUGGGCUGUGUGAAUAAUCACACACGCAGCACGAGUUACUCUGUGUCGUACUGCGUGCGUAAAGCGAACGCGGCUACGACCCACUCGCCACACUCGACACACUCCACUCACUCACCAAACUCGCCGCAUUCCGACAAACAGUCGCAUGAGAGUCGAACGCGUCCGUGUAGUGAGGCCGUAAAGGGUGCAUGUUCGAAUCUUUGUCGUUCACGGUCGGCACAAUCGCUUAAACUUCUCGGUGACUCUGCUACACAGGAUGACAAGCUGACGAUCCUCGCAACGGUAUUCUGGGUGGGAGCGUCAGUUCUCGAGUCAGAUUACGAACACGAGUUUUUACUCGGCGUGCGACUUCUCGCUCGUGUCAUGGCGAGGUUGCCCCUCGACCGGCCUGACGCCAGAGAUCGCCUCGACAGGACACAAGUCCAUGCUCCACAUUCGACUACUUCACUUCAUUCGUUGCUGCUGAAGGGGUGCACGCAUCCGAACACGUACGAGCCCGUAGUCGGCGUACUAGUGGACAUGAUCCCACUAUUGGAGUUACCGGUCAUUGAUCCCACCCAGUCCCUGGCAUUCCCUAUGACGGUGGUGGCGUUGCUGCCUUACAUGCUGUUGCAUUACGAGGACGCCAACGAACUCUGCGUACGAGCCGCGUGCCACAUCGCACAGUUUACGGCAGAGAAAAGCAAGAAACUAGAGAAUCUCGGAACUGUGAUGACGUUGUAUUCGCGUCGGACCUUCAGCAAGGAAAGCUUCCAAUGGACCAAGUGCGUCGUGAAGUAUCUGUGGGAUACGUAUUCGCACAUGUCGCUGCAAAUGCUUGCCUUUCUCGUCGAGGUUCUUGAGAAGGGUGCCAUAAACCUCCAACUGCCAGUGCUGUCCAUCCUGCACUGUAUGCUUUACUACGUUGAGCUAAACACUGCGGCUGCGCAGCCUGUUAAUGCUGAUCUUCUCCGAGCCGUCGCCAAGUUUAUAGAUCAAGAAGGAAACAACUACAAGGAGGCGAUGAAGAUUCUCAAACUGGUGGUGACACGAUGCUCAACUCUCGUCGUCCCGCCCCAUUGGGAACACGCCCUUGACCCACUCAUUCAUAAAAAGGAACUACCCGGUCGUACGAUGGAUUUCACGUUCGAUUUGUCCCAAACACCAGUGAUCGGUCGCAAAUAUCUCCCCAAAGGGGGCAGUCAGCCCCCCACGGGGCCUAAUUCGCUCUCAAAUGCCUCAUCGAUCACACCUGAUAAAGGGUCGGGAUCGUCAACGGGUUCAGCUUCCACUGUGGUGGGGGUAGAAGGGAGUAACGCAGCCAGUGCCCCGCCACACUACGCCGCGUCACCGCGACGGUCGCUCUCUUUGUCGCCCGCAGACGCAAUGGCGAGUGGCUGGCGAAGACCUUGGAUGUCCCAGAGCCGUGUCCGUGAAUGUCUGGUGAACUUGCUGACGACGUGCGGUCAGCGUGUUGGCUUGCCGAAGAGUCCAUCCGUGAUCUUUAGUCAAAGCUCUGAGCUUCUGGAGCGAGAGUCAUCAAUGGCGUCUUCUUUGGAGGAAGUGUCUGGAACGCCUGGAAACGACCCCUCUGGUGGAGCACCACCAGACCAUUUCGGAGUAUUUAAGGACUUUGACUUCUUGGAGUAUGAGAGCGAGAGUAUCGAGGGUGAAAGCUCCGACAAUUUUAACUGGGGCGUGCGUCGACGCCUCCCGAGUGAGGAGCGCGAAGAACGAGAUGAUGGGAUGAUGCGGGAACGACCCAUGCUCGCUCCGGACUUCCCUGAUAGGCAUCACCACACCGCGGUUGGACACGAAGAUUCGUCUGAUGAAGAAGGCGCUUGGGAGGAGAGCGGCGGCCGUGGAGAGGGCGACGGGGCUCAUGACUUAAUGCUUCGCCCGAGGGCGUUGUCGCUUUCCAGCGCUUCAAGCGGCGAGGCUCUUCAGGAUGGUGAGCGCGGCGACCUCACCCCAGUUGCUGGAGCUAUGCGUGACGCGUGGCGUUGUUCCAUAGCUGUCCUGCUGCGACACGCGAGUCAACUGCCACCCAUGACUCUGGUUCACAGGCUUCAUACAGUACUCAAGGAAGUGACAGCAAAAACUAUAUCGGUGUGCGGCGAAGGGGCGCUGGCCGGUUGUGUGGGAUUGACAGGAGGAGUAGGGUUGGGGGGUGGGGAGUUGAGUGCUGUUUUAGAGCGCUUGGGGACUGAGGAACCGCCCUUGGUCUGGUGCGCACCGCCCGUUGCCGAAUGCGCAAGAGUCAGGGACGCGGUGCGGUACGCGGCCUUGGAGAUUAAUGAGCAUUUGGAGACCUACUUCGAUAGACUUGAGACUUUGGAAGUGUCACGAAGCGCAGAGGAAACUGGUCGCUGUCUUUACAAGCUGAUAUUCCAGCUUUUGCUACUACUCGAGACCAACAACAAAAUGGUCGUAGCGGUGUACCACGCGGCCCUUGAUAACCGGGGCGUAGAGAUGAGUGCGGCAGUGAGCAGCGUUCGGGCAGCUCUGGUGUCGCACGUCGCUGACUCCUGGGAGAGCUCUCCUUCUCCUUCGCCCCAUGAUGAUGCCCGACUUUUGCAACUCAUACAGCGGCAAAGAUGGGGUGCGGCACUAUCCUUGGUGCGUGAACGUAACGCGGAGCGGAUCUUAGAGCUUGGUGAAUUGCCUGAAGAUGAAGUAACUAGCCUUUUGCAUGUCUACUGCAAGGGGCUUUGGCAGGCGCACCCAGACAUGGUGGCGAUCACACGCCCCGUCAAAGAACUAUCUCAAAACCUAUCCUUCAUGAUGGAGAGCCUCUACAAGGUGUCUGUAGCUCUCCAAAGGCAAGAGUUCGUGUGAGAUUACCACGCCCAUUAGACAAUUUAUUAGCCAUUAACCAUUCGAUGUAUAAUGAUCUUGUUAGGUUUACGUAGAGCUUAGAGGGCACCAAUAGCAUCUUGCGAUGGCCCAAGUAUUGCCAAAUUUACGAAAACUAUUUUCUUUCUUUACAAAUGUAUUGAAUAUAUUUUCUAAAUUACGAUAGAUACGGAAUUUUACCGCUGGUCUAUCUUAUUGAUCUUGCAAGUUGGUGGUGCCUUCUGCGCCUAUACAUGUCAUUGGGUUUUAUCCAUAUAAACAAGUGCUAAUUACGCACAUAGGAAGUAUAUUCAACGAUUCGAAUGCACGACAUCAGGAUUAAAUCGCACGCUUGAUUACUCCUAAGUGCUUUGAAUCGCUUAUAAACACACCUCAAUGUAAUGUACGAGGUUUAGGGUCUCUAUUUCAAUACUCGCUUUGCAUCAACCUGUAUAUAGCUUUAUACUGUACAUGUGUACUUGGCUUUUAAAUUAUUAAGCUUUAUCAAAUGUAUUUAAUGAAAUUCUCAUUAUUCAGAUAUCUCUAGUAUCUGUUUUCAAUUUAGAAAUGAAAUUUGUCCUUUUAAUACUCAGCCAUUACCAAAAUACGUAUAGUCUUGUCUAUUUAGAGCUAAGAUCUCUAUGUUUUAAUGCCAAAAUUAGUUGUGUGCAUUAGUACGAACAAUAAUAGCGCCAUCUAUGAAUGCGUCUGACAAACUAUAUGUAUUAUUUAAUUGGUAAUUUUAACAGUGGACUAUGUUAGACAAGUGAGAUCUCAGUUAGAAUAAUGUUUGCACGCGGUUCGACAAAGCAAGUUUAUUACUAGAAGGCAGCAUGUAAGCUUUUAUCGACUUUGGUUCUAAUAUUAUUAAUAAUUCAAAAUGAGAUUUAAUAUAAGUUACUGAAACAGAAAGAUAAAUGUUGUGAAAUAUAACCGCGUGUCUUUAACCAAAUAUUUUCCUCUCAUAAAUGUAUUUGGUCAUUAUGACCUCGCUUUUUAUCUAUACACAAUUUCACAAGCGUAUUUGUUUAGAAUAAUUUGUAAGUAGUGAAGCUGUGAGUAAAAAUACUAAUUUAAUUCAAUAAAUAAAUACAAUAUUA
Pieris napi is the source of this 10510-nucleotide messenger RNA. It is a transcript of the gene fry, whose product is annotated as protein furry. Gene Ontology annotation, cellular component: site of polarized growth; cell cortex. Gene Ontology annotation, biological process: cell morphogenesis; neuron projection development. The record is from RefSeq and is a predicted model, not a curated record. The transcript is spliced from 58 exons. NCBI's taxonomy places the organism in Eukaryota, Metazoa, Arthropoda, Insecta, Lepidoptera, Pieridae. Bases 312 to 9413 code for a protein of 3033 amino acids.